AUGUUCAUAUCUAUCUAUCUAUCUUCACUCAGCCUACUAUCUAUCUAUCUUGAACCUACUAUCUAUCUAUCUAUCUAUUUCAAUAUGUUCAUAUCUAUCUAUCUAUCUUCACUUUAUCUAUCUAUAUCUUUUCAUAUCAAUUUAAAUAUGUUCAUAUCUAUCUCAAUAUGUUCAUAUCUAUCUAUCUAUCUUCUAUCUUCACUCAGCCUACUAUCUAUCUAUCUAUCUUUAACCUACUAUCUAUCUAUCUUGAUCUUUUCAUAUCAAUUUAAAUAUGUUCAUAUCUAUCUAUGUUCAUAUCUAUCUAUCUAUCUUCACUCAGCCUACUAUCUAUCUAUCUUGAAGUCUUUUCAUAUCUAUCAAUUUAAAUAUGUUCAUAUCUAUCUCAAUAUGUUCAUAUCUAUCUAUCUAUCUAUCUAUCUAUCUUCACUCAGCCUACUAUCUAUCUAUCUUGAAGUCUUUUCAUAUCUAUCAAUUUAUCUAUGUUCAUAUCUAUCUCAAUAUGUUCAUAUCUAUCUAUCUACUCAGCCUACUAUCUAUCUAUCUAUCUUCAAUAUCUAUCUCUAUCUUAUCUAUCUUCUAUCUUCUCAGCCUUAUCCUACUAUCUAUCUAUCUAUCUAUCUAUUUAUCCUCUAUCUUCACUCAGCCUACUAUCUAUCUAUCUAUCUAUUCAUUCAUAUCUAUUUUCAUAUGCAUCUUUUGAUUUUGACCAGUAUCCAUAUUCCUUAA
Molecule: messenger RNA, 729 nt
Organism: Acanthosepion pharaonis
Lineage: Eukaryota; Metazoa; Mollusca; Cephalopoda; Sepiida; Sepiidae
Source: the annotation of a GenBank genome assembly